Messenger RNA from Anthonomus grandis grandis, 4814 nucleotides. RefSeq names its product scoloptoxin SSD14-like. Bases 262 to 1998 code for a protein of 578 amino acids. Gene Ontology annotation, molecular function: glutathione gamma-glutamate hydrolase. Gene Ontology annotation, biological process: glutathione catabolic process. The transcript is spliced from 10 exons. Gene Ontology annotation, cellular component: plasma membrane. The record is from RefSeq and is a predicted model, not a curated record. Lineage: Eukaryota; Metazoa; Arthropoda; Insecta; Coleoptera; Curculionidae.
AUCAGUUUUUCUGCAUCAGUCGGUUCUUCGGUACCUGGCGGUCGGGUGCUUUUUUCAAAUAAAUAAUCCAUUCACAACAUGUUUUUAAUGUCAUUGGAAAUUACAAUUAAUUAAAGUUUUGCACAAUUACUUUGGUGGCCUACACGCUUAUUAUUAUUACUCAAUAAGUUUGAAUUUUUUUAAAUCAAUUGUAAUUUAAUUAUAUUAUCAGUGAAAUUUAAAUUCAUCAGUUUGCCUAUUUUGGGUCAGUGGUUGCGAAACAUGAGGACCAAAGUAUCAAAAUGCAAAAUUAUGACAUUUUGUCUAGCAUCCGCCGCUAUAGUAGUAGUCACACUAGUCCUAGUGUGGGUGUUUGUCUUAAACAGACAAGAUAAAAAGACAAUUACGGGGGCAGUAGUCACCAACGGACAUGGAUGCUCUGAUAUUGGAAAGUCGAUUUUAGAAAAAGGAGGAUCAGCAGCGGACGCGGCGAUAGCAGCGCUCUUCUGCGAAGGGGUUUCUAUGCCUCAAAGCAUGGGGCUGGGAGGCGGCUUUUUGUUGACUAUUUACGAAAAAUCAACUGGAAUCGUAAAAUCUUUGAAUGCCAGAGAAACUGCCCCUGCCGCUUCAAACGAGACAAUGUUUGCUGGCAAUGCGAGUCUAUCACAAAAAGGUGGUUUAUCGGUAGCAGUACCUGGUGAACUUAAAGGCUACUGGUACCUGCACCAAGAGUAUGGUUAUCUACCUUGGAAGGACUUGGUGCAACCAACUAUAGACCUAUGCAACAAUGGCAUCUAUGUAACAGCUUUUCUGGCCAAAACCUUCUUGGGAAGGUUAAGUCUGUUACAUGCAGAUCCAGUUUUAAGUGAAAUUUUUAUUGAUCCAAAUACGGGCAGUACUUAUCUGGAAGGGCAAUUCAUUAAAAGGCCAAGACUAGCCAAAACACUUGAAAUAAUCGCCAAUGAUGGAGUGGACGCCCUGUAUAAUAAAAAUGGUUCCUUAAUAAAUAAAUUUGUCAAAGAUAUCCAGGAUAAGGGUGGGAUUAUUACUGCUGAAGAUUUGAUUAAUUAUGAACCUGAGUGGCAGGAGCCAAUUAAGGCGGAUUUAUCAGGGAACCAAGUGCUUUACACUUCACCAUUACCAUCGUCCGGGCCUGUACUAGCCUUCAUAUUAAACAUCCUGGAUGGGUUCCUAGAUCUCACUAAUCUGUACAACUCUGGGACAUUUCAGAGAAUCGUGGAGAGUUUUAAAUUCGCUUAUGGCCUACGAACUCGGCUUGGUGAUGAACAUUUUGUGGAUAUCAGUGAGUUAAUACAUAAUUUAACGUCAAAAGAGUUCGCUCAAGAAAUAAGGCGUUUGAUCAAAGAUGACAGCACCCAGCAAAAUGCUUCGUACUAUUUCGCAGAGACCAGUGGGUUUGACGAUCAUGGUACUGCCCAUAUUUCUGUAUUGGCUCCUAAUGGAGAUGCCGUGGCCGUUACUAGUACUAUUAAUCAAGUAUUUGGUGCAGGUUUUGCCUCUGAUUCGACAGGCAUAAUACUCAACGACGAAAUGGACGAUUUCUCAUCGCCAAACAUCACCAGUUACUUCGAUAUUCCGCCGUCACCAAACAAUUAUAUAAUGCCAGGCAAAAGACCGGUUUCCUCGAUGGUGCCCACCAUAAUUUUAAAAGAUAAAGAUGUGGUACUGGUCACCGGAGCCGCCGGAGGAACCAAAAUCACCACCGUGGUGGCCUCAAUAAUUGUUAAACAUAUAAUGUACAAUGUAACCCUUUCGGAGGCGACCAUCGAGAAGAGGUUGCAUCACCAACUGUUUCCAAUGAUGAUAGAGUAUGAAGAAGGAUUCCAGUUGGAUUAUCCUGAAUUGUAUGGAAAUUUAACCCAAAUCGGCCAUGAAUCGAAAUUGACCCCCACAUCAGACGGAUUUUCUGCCGUAACAGUCAUCAGUGCCAAAAAUGACGAUAUUGAAGCCUCAUUUGAUAAUAGAAGAGGAGGGUAUAUUUCUUACGUUGAAAGCUAGUGAUUAAAUUAAGAAAAAAAUUCUCAAACAUUUAGGGUAAAACACCCAAUCGUUGGCACUCAGCCUAUUGUUGGCACCCCGUCUAAUUUUUUGCAUAAAUUAAAGUGAAUCUGACAAUAUUAUCGUCAACUUAUUAAUUAAGGUAAUGUUGGCAACAUCGCCGAGACUAGUGAACCGCCAAUGCGGUAUUAAUAUUCCUUAAGUUUAAGUAAAAUUGCGAAUCGAAUUUGACGUGUCGUGAAACUGAAACAGAUAAGAAUUUAUGAUUUUGUUAAGGGUUUGGUCCACAUAACUAACGUGAAAACUUUAUGACUUCUUAAUCAAAUAAUUAUUUUUCUUGUUGGUGAUAUUGUUAACUAUCUUUUAAAUGAUUUUUCGUUUAAAAAAAUACAUAUUUUUCAAUAUAAAUUAAAAUUUCUAGGGUGCCAAUGAUAGGCAGAGAAAAAUGUUAUAUUGCCAGUGGUUGGCACCUAUGCCAAUUAUUGGAUUAUUGCUGCUAAUAAUAUUCUCCCAAUCAUUGGCACCCUAUUCUAUUUUUUUAUUUGCUCAUCUCAAGCAAUGAGUUUUGUCUUAAAACUUUAAAUUUUAUUUUAUUAAAUUCACCAGGUAUCAUUUUUAAAAUUUUUUAAACAUUAUUUUUUAAAUUUAAGGCUUACGAUAUAUGUUCCUAUUAACUUUUAUUCUCAAAAUCAAACACUCCCUUUAUUAUAGGCUCUCAAUUAUUAAACACCCUGUAUAUUUUUUAAACCAAGAAUUAUUUAACUGUAUUUUCAUACAGGGUUUUAUUUACAUUAAAAAAAAAUCAUGAAUAAAAUAAUGGCAUUUGUUAUGCCCACAAAAAACAGGAACUAUUUGACAUCAUGAAGGAUCCUAGCAGAAUUUUUAAUGGCGAUGAAACAAACUUUUAUUAUUUGCCAAAACUUGGAUAAGUCGUUGCUCUAAAAGGCUCCAAGAACGUUUACGAAGUAGAUAUGGGAGCUGUGAAACAGAAUCUCACUGUGAUGUUCACCUUCUCAGCAUCGGGUACAAUAACAUCGCCGAUGAUUAUCUUCCCAAACAAAAGACUUCCAUAAUCGGUGAAGGACAGUGUUCCGACUGGAUGAAAUCCGAAACUUUUUUAUUUUACCUUGAAUUUGUCUUGCAUCCCAGCCUUAUCAAAUCUGGAGUUGUGUUUCAAGUAAUAGUAUUUGUUAAUGGACACAAAACACAUGUCACAUACCAAGUAAGUCCUUUAUGCUCUAGGCUGGUCCUAAUAGCCCUAUAUCCCAACUCCACUCGAAUUCUUCAACCCGCCGAUGUUGCCAGUUUCAAACCCUUAAAAACUCUUUCGCGUUAUUGGGUUUUUCACUGGAGAAGAAAUCAUCCAUUCAUGAAACUACGAAAGGAAGAUUUUGCUCCUAUUUUGUACACGGCAGUGGAAAAACUUGAUGCAACAACUUUAUCAAACGGCUUUAAAGCAUAUGGAUAAUUUCCUUGGGACUCCAAUGCAAUAGACUAUACUAAGUGCCUAGGAAAAAAUACCCAUAUUAUUGAUAGUGUAGGAGACCCAGAAGCAAAUAUUAGUGAAGGCCAAUCAGAAAAACAUAUAAGUUUGACUUUGUUCAAAAAGCUAAUAGGUGAUAGAAAAUUUAUGGAACUGGGACAGACGAGAAUUUUGCAGCCUUAAAAAGAUUAUUUAACUACCUUAAUGAAAUAAAUAGGGGAAGAGCAAAAGAGCAGUAACGAAAAUGCCUUAUGUUAUUUCGUCGUCGGGUUUCAAAAAGAUUGUUGAGGAAAAAGAACAGCUUCAGAGGGAAGAGGAAGAGCAGAAGAAUCAAAGAAAAGAAGAGAGAGUCAAGCGACAGGCUGCAAAAAAGACAAGACUCUAACUGCAAGGAAGGAUAAUCAUCAAAGCCAUGUUAGAAAAAUUUUCAGUUCUCCGCCAAAAAAGCGUCUUUCCCUCUGCACACCUUUGACGGCAUCCACUUCAUCAAUUGAGAAUUUGUUACAAAAUAAAGUUUGCUGUUUACGUGAAAAAUAUAAACAGGUCGAAACCAGGACUUAGGUGUGAAAAUUGUACGAGAACAUAUCAUGUAGAAUGUUUGGAAAAGAAAGGUCUAUAUAAAAAAUUAUUUCUUUGUGCCUCUUGUUUGUCUAACUCUAAGUCUUAGGCUGCUUUUUGUAAAUAUUUUUAUAAGACAUUAUAUUAUUAAUCCUACUUUUAAGUUUAACUAUUCGUUUUGUAAACUUUUGAAUAUUAGCUCGUUUUAUUUAUAAACAAUAUUAUUUUGAUAUUGCUUUUAGUGCUAUUACAUAUUAUAAUCAAGAUCAAUUAUUUUUUUAACAAACCGACAUUAUAUUAAUAAUAUCAUAAAGUUUUUAGCCAUUAAUAUUUGAGGUGCGUAGUGGACAAUGUGCCAAUAACUGGGGGGUGCCAAUAACUGGGAUAAUUUCGGGUGCCAAUGACUGUGAAAGCGUGCCAACAAUUAAGCUCUACGCUUUUUUUUACUUUUUAUUAUUUUGCUAUUAUAAUUUCAAAAAAAAAUAUUUUUAUAUUUUUUUUUCAUUUGAGAACAAAGUAGAAUCACCAAAAAACAUAAACUAGUCACAAGCUGACUAUAAUAUCAAUUUCCUGAAAACUAAUGGAUAUGUGAAACCUAAGAAGUCCUUAAGGUGCCAAUAAUUGGGUGGUUUACCCUACGUGUGGAAAAACCGGAUAGCCGGUUUGAUACUUUAGAAAGAUGAUGUAUUAAUAAUUUUUAAUUGUACAUACAAUUUUUAGGUAUAUAAGAAAAUAUUUUUUAUUUAUUUAUUGCUAGUAAAGGAAGAGAAGAUUA